Messenger RNA from Physella acuta, 5736 nucleotides. RefSeq names its product extracellular serine/threonine protein CG31145. Gene Ontology annotation, biological process: protein phosphorylation. Gene Ontology annotation, molecular function: phosphotransferase activity, alcohol group as acceptor. NCBI's taxonomy places the organism in Eukaryota, Metazoa, Mollusca, Gastropoda, Physidae. The record is from RefSeq and is a predicted model, not a curated record. Gene Ontology annotation, cellular component: Golgi apparatus.
AUUUAGCUGUGAGACAACGUGUACCCAGUGUUGCUAGAAAAUAAAAGACGUUUUCUAGCGAUGUGCUGUUCGCUCCGAGGUUACUUCAAGAUUUUCUUACCGCUGGGCUGAAUUUCUUCUUGGAUUAAAAAUGUAAAUUGCCAGCUAAAUGCAGCUCUAUGAUGCGGUAUGUGUUCAAGCAAUACUUCACACUAAGGAGACGGACAGGCCGACUUCCUACAGCAACUCAUGGGCUAAAUCUAGCUGUCUUUAAUGGGGGGAAAUUUCAACUGGAUUUUUUUUUUAAACCAGCCGUUUCUUGUGUUGAUAACAUAUGAAAGAUUGCAGACGAUUUGUCUGUCGGAACAGCUACAACUGUAGACAAUAAUUUGUAUCGUCUGACAAAUGAUUUUCUAAUAUUGAUCUGAUCAACGUUUGAGUUGACCACAGAGGUGUGCGGUGGUCUAGUGCGCAGCUAACUCACCAUAGAUGACUUGGACUUAGAACAGUUCAGAAAAACGUUGAGUUAAAAUGUGGAUGAACUAAAAUGUGGAUAAGCUGAAAUGUGGAUGAGCUGAAAUGUGGAUGAGCUGAAAUGUGGAUGAGCUGAAAUGUGGAUGAUUAUACGACGAAGAUGGCGGGUGCUGAUGGGAGUGACCUUCACCCUGGUUGUCAUGAUCAACGCGGCCAUUUUUCUCCUAGCAACGGACCCGAGGGUACGACAGUUGGAGGCUGAGGACACCCACUGGGAUGCCCCACACCUACAGGUCUCGAGGAAGCGGCUGAACAAGAGUGGCAACAACUCGACCGGCCUCAACUACCCCGACUCUGAGCUGACCCAGGGAGCUGUCGGCCCUGACCCCGCCCCGCGGGAGGCUGGCGACACCAUACGUCAGUUCACCAGCCGCCAGGUGGCGCCGGCCAAGACCCAGGAGGUGGCCAACGAAGAGGAGGACGGGGAGAAGGCGGAGAGCCGUGUCUCCAGGAACAGGCACCACAAUGGUACAUACAGGGACAAGGAGGAGGAGGGGGAUGAGGGGGUGGGGCCGGUCUUGGCCAACCACCGAAACAGCGACCCGUUGCUGGUUUCUCAGAAACGAGGUCAAGGUUUCGGAGCCCGCGCUAACUACAGUAUAGCAGAAGUGGAUGAGUUUGUGGAACAGUUCGCCAGCAAGUACAAGAACUCGCUGUAUGACGUGGCACCUGAGGUCAACUAUCCAGAGUUCCUCAAGAGACUCAAUGACGUCAAGAAGAAGGGGCCUCGGCUGGAUGCGUUCACCGGCAAGAGGGGCAAACAAUCCUGGGAACAGUUCCACCACGGGAUCCGACAGUACACGCUCUACGACCCCCAGGAGCCCUACCUCGCCAGGCUGCUCAACGACAUGGCCACAGAGGAGGUCGUCGAUGUAGAGCAAAAAGAAGGUGGGACACAGAUCAAGCUCAUCCUGUCGCUAGCAGACGACGGUCUGGCCCUGUUUAAACCCAUGCGGUUCCCACGUGACCAAGAAACUCUUCCAGACCACUUCUACUUCGCUGACUAUGAGAGACACAACGCUGAGAUAGCGGCUUUUCACCUCGACAUGGUUUUGGGAUUUCAUCGGGUGCCCCCAACCAUCGGUCGCAGCCUCAAUGUGAGUCAUGACCUACACAGACUGGCCAAUCACAAACUGGCAAAAACCUUUUUUAUAUCUCCAGCUGGUAACUGGUGCUUCCAUGGCUCCUGCUCCUACUACUGCGACUCAUCUCACCCCAUCUGUGGCCAUCCCAUGAUGCUGGAGGGAUCUCUGGCCGCCUUCCUGCCACCAAUACAGAUGGCCAAGAGAAAAACUUGGAGAAAUCCCUGGAAGAGAUCCUACAGUAAACAUAGAAAGGCUUACUGGGAGGUGUACGAUGACCUGUGUGACAAGGUGAGGGACAAACACCCGUACAAUGAAAGCCGUAGACUAGCAGACGUAAUGGACAUGGCUGUCUUUGAUUUUCUAACUGGUAACUUAGACAGACAUCACUACGAAACAUUCCAAGCUUUUGGCAACGACACGUUCUUGCUUCACCUGGAUAAUGGCAGGGCGUUUGGGAAAUCCAAGUACGACUGUAUAUCCUGCAUCGCACCAGUGCGCCAGUGCUGCAUGAUCCGUCUGUCCACCCUCUCCAAGCUAAUCAAGCUCUACUCUGGUCCAGACAGCUUAAGCCAGAUUAUGAGAUUAUCAUUACAUUCUGACCCGCUGGACCCGGUCCUAUGGGAACCCCACCUAGAUGCCCUGGACAGGCGGGUCAGUAAAGUCUUGCAUAUGGUCAACAACUGUAUCAAAGAUGGACGUCAGUGGAAUGAUGUUAUAAUUGAUGACGGCAUCACGUAACAAAAUUUGUCAUUGGCAGUUUGUGAGCACAAACCACUGAUGUCAUGACAUCACUAUUUUGUCCGUACAAACCACUGACGUCAUGAUGUAACCACUUUGUCAGCAUGAGCCUUUGUUCAUUGUGAUGCUAACAAAUAUUCCAAGGUUGUGAUGUCAUCAUAAACCAAUGAUAUAUCACCACAAACAACUCACCUGAUGUCACCACAAACUAGUGGUGAUUUACCACAAUUUUGCUUUUUAAACAAUUCAUAAAUUCUUGGGCUUAAGGCAACUCUAAACCUAAGUAAUGUUUCUGUAACUAAACUUGUUGAACUAUUAAUUUUGCAUAAUUAUGUUUUGAUUUUUAAAGUUUUUAUUACUUGUGGUUUGAUGAAGAAAUAUUUUUAUGUCCAUAGAAUCUUUAAGCUGCAACUCUGCCUGUAGAGAAACAAAAAUGUUUUUAACUCUACAAAUAUUGCAACUAUUUGCAACUAUGAAUCUCCUCUUGGAUUAUUUAAUCUAUUAAUUAAUUGAUUAAGGGUUUUACUUAUUUUUAUUAUUUUAUUUCCUGUUGAACCUGAUUUGAACAGUUCUCAACCCUUAUUGAAUGUUGAAGCUUGAAAUCUUGAAGUGUUAAGAUGGUGUUUGGAGUCUCCUGCCACCUAGACACUGGCACGCCUCCACUUUGUUUGCUUGAAGUCUGUACACCAUGUUUUGGUUGGGUAGGUCAGUCAUGUGACCCCAUGUUUUGGUUGGGUAGGUCAGUCAUGUGACUCCAUGUUUUGGUUGGGUAGGCCAGUCAUGUGACCCCAUGUUUUGGUUGGGUAGGUCAGUCAUGUGACCCCAUGUUUUGGUUGGGUAGGUCAGUCAUGUGACUCCAUGUUUUGGUUGGGUAGGCCAGUCAUGUGACCCCAUGUUUUGGUUGGGUAGGUCAGUCAUGUGACCCCAUGUUUUGGUUGGGUAGGUCAGUCAUGUGACCCCAUGUUUUGUUUGGGUAGGUCAGUCAUGUGACCACAUGGUGUUGUGACUUCAGACAUCUUGUACUGAGGAGUGUCUCUUGUACAAAACUUCGUUACAAUGUUUCUUUCUUGUUAAACUUAUCAAAUAUUCUUGGCUGCAAAACUUUCCAGAAAAAUGAUCUUACAGAAUAAUCUUCAAACAUUCCAUUCAAUAUUGCAUGUUGUCAAAAUGGAUUCUGUAUUCCACAAAAAAAUGAUUUUUCAGUGUUGUUCAGCUGUAAGAGUUAGCAGUUAAGGCAAUAAUUAAUGACUUUAAAAUCCAAACUUAAUCUCCAUCCAUACAGAUGUAUUUGAUUUUGUUAUUUAAAUUUGUUUUCACCAAUUGUUGUGACAGAACUUUUUUCUAUUUUAAUGUGAAGUUUUAAAUUGUCUAGUUUAUCCAAGGUUAGCACCAAAUAUAAACCUAUUAUUAUAAUUUGACUGUUAUUUGCAUCAUUAUUUUAAAUAUGAUACAAAAAAUUCUUUUAAAACAUUCUUUUAAAAAAUUAUGAACAUAUAACAGAUUUCAAAAUAAUUAAUCACGAGAAAGAAGAAUAAUGUUAUUUUGUUCUCUAUGUAAAAAAAAUGUAUCCAUGGUAAAAAUUAAUAGGUGAAAAAAUAUUUCAACAAAUGAAUGUUUUUUAAUUACCAAAGUGUUAUAAUUUGAUAUGGCUUGUGUUUGUUGAACUGAUCACAGUGUUGUGCCUUGUGUCCCUGCUAGCAUUACUUGGUUGCUGGUCAUUUACUGGUCAGACACUACUUGAUAUACUUCUUCUAGUUAGCAUAUCUUAUGGGUCGUAGCCAGUCCAUUGGUAAAUCUAUAACGAUCAACUAAAUAUAUUUCAUAUCUUCACCAUCAUCAUCAUCUGUAUCUGAAGCCCAUUAUAUAUACUAAAAAUUUGAAUAAUGACACAUUAUAUCUGAGAGUGAGGGUCUAAUUCUUUUCAAAACACUUCUAAAGUAAAGAUGGAUGGGCAGUGUGCCGAUUAUACAUCAGCCAAGGUCAUCAUACUUAUGAACUCUACUAAAAAUGUGAUUGCCCAUGGAAAGUUAAGUACCCUUUCAAACCUAACCAUCCAUGGUACAGGUUAAUUAGAAUUUAACUUUUUAGUGACCUCGGCAUAUGAAAGGAUAGUGUGGUCCGUGCUGUGCCCAGCCACCUUUACUUAAUCAAACGUGAGUCAGGUACCCAGCAGAGCUUGGUGGACCAGGACAUCCAGGAGACUCACAAGACUUUUGGGUGAGCAGUGGAGUGCUCUACCAUUUGACCAAAUGACCCAAAGUCUUAGUUGUAAUUUGAGAAAAAUCUUAUGGUGAUCUUAUAAUAAAUAAUGAUGUGGAAGUCUUAAAAAAUGAAUCACCUUACUUUGAAUGUUGAUUUUUGUCACCUUUGUACUGUGAUAAGUCUCUUGUGUUAUUUAUAGCAACUCUACAAACUGUACUUCUAAAAUAAUUAACUUGUAUAUUAUAAACUUGUCUCAUAUUUUAAUAUUCAGUUCAGUUAUAUUUUUUGUCUGAUGUUAAAAUUGGUAGGUCUGUGCCUGGUUGGAUGUCAGUGAAAAAUGUAUGUGUACAUUAACUGGCCAAAUACAAGCAAUUGUACAUUUUCCUGGAUCUGUAAUGGUCUUUAACAUAUCGGUUUUACACAAGAAAAACCUCAUUCAUACAAAAAGUUGUUGCGUACAAAUGUGUUCAGUUAUGGCUAGAUGAAUGUGAUGGUACUGCUGUUUGUAAAUAUGCUUUUAAUAACUCUAUGUCCUUUCAGCAAUGAUACUCAUUGUCCGGUACAUUCUGUUCUAGUUUUUAAUGUCAUGUCCAUUCUGUUCUAGUUUUAAAUGUCAGGUCCAUUCUGUUCUAGUUUUUAAUGUCAGGUUCAUUUGAUUCUAGUUUUUAAUGUCCGGUCCAUUCUGUUCUAGUUUUUAAUGUCAGGUCCAUUCUGUUCUAGAUUUUAAUGUCAUGUCCAUUCGGUUCUAGUUUUAAAUGUUAUGUCCCUUCAGGUCCAGUUUUGAAUAUCAUGUCUGUUCAGCUUUUUAUUUUAAAAAUCAUCCAAUCAGCUUUGUCCAUUCAAUCUAGCUUCGAAUGUCAUGUGAUUUCAGCUUUUUCUCUUUUGAAUGUCAUCUCCAUUCAGUGCUUUUUUUUCUUGAAUGGGUUUGUAUGGAAUCAAAUUUUUUAUAUUUAAUUUGUUUAAUGGGUUUGACAUUUUCUAAUUUCACUACAACAUUAAAAAAAUCACAUAAAAACCUAAUUUUUUGAACCCACAGCUUAUACCCAAACAAUUUGCAAGAUUACCAAAUAGUGGUUAACUUUAAUUUAGGAUCAGGGUAGAUUUUAAAAAUUUACACCAACUUUGUCAUCAUCAAAAUUUAAUUUCAAAUAUAAAUCAGUAAUUUUUUUUUUAGUUUAUAGGUCUUUGAUGUAGUUAC